AUGAAGAUCCUCCCAUCCCUCACCCCCGACCUCACCGAGUGGGCUCUGAAACAACCACUCUUUUACGUGGCCUCGGCGCCGACCUACGGGCAGCACGUCAACGUCUCCCCCAAGGGCUUGGCGUCGACUUCGCUGGCUGUCCUGUCGCCGAACCGCAUCGCCUACCUGGACCGCACCGGCUCCGGCUGCGAGACCAUAGCGCACCUGUACGAGAACGGCCGGGUGACCGUCAUGUUCAACUCGUUCGGUGCCGCUCCCCGCAUCCUCCGGCUCUUCUGCCACCGCAGGGAGGUGGUGGAGCGCGCCGACGAGGAGAAUUUUGCCGCCUGGAUCGAGCGGCUGGGGAUGCCGUCGCGGCCCGACGGCGCCAGGGCAGUCAUCGUCCUCGACGUGUUCAAGGUCACCACCAGCUGCGGCUUCGCCGUGCCCAUGGUCAAGCGCCAGUUCUGGGACAAGGAGGAGGGCGGCGAGGCGGAGCUGGCCGUGUUUGAGGAUCGGCAGACGCUGAACCAGAACGCAGCCAAGAAGGAGGAGCUCGGCAAGAUCUUUGAGUACCAGAUCCAAAACAACGUCGUGUCCCUGGACGGCCUGCCCGGGCUCAAGGGCGCGAGGAGGGCGCACCCCGACGCCAAGUUGGGAGUGCUGCCGGGACACGUCAGGGCAUACGCCGGGAGGGUGCUCGCGCAGCACGAGGGGAUGGCCGUCGGGUUUUUGGCUGCUUUGCUGCUUUGGGUGAUGGUGACGGCGCUCACCCGAGGCAGUCAGGGGCUGACUCUUGCAAACUAA
Molecule: messenger RNA, 786 nt
Organism: Pyricularia oryzae 70-15
Lineage: Eukaryota; Fungi; Ascomycota; Sordariomycetes; Magnaporthales; Pyriculariaceae
Product: pyridoxamine phosphate oxidase
Exons: 1
Coding region: 1-786 (261 amino acids)
Source: RefSeq, a predicted model, not a curated record